AUGAAUACUUCUCGCCAAGCCGCCGCCAUGCAGCUGACGAAAUCAACCGCGCGCAGAACUACCUCCCAGCCGACCCAGAUGGUGAAGAAUCAGUCCCGGAUGCGACAAGAUGAGGCUCGUCUAUUAGGAGGCCACACCAAGGACCCCAAAGCCGUCAAGAUAAUGCCCGGCGCAACAAUGCAACCCAGAACAAAGCCAGGGGCAGGUCAUGCUUUCUCGCCAACAGACAGAAUCACGAGUACAUCCCGCACACCUGGACCAGUUCGUGCUCAAGCAAGACCAAGAGAUCAAGCUUCAGACAAGCGGCGAAGUCCAACACGCCCUGAAGAUCUAUUCGAGGAAACAAGCCGGCCUAGCAAGAAGCAGCGCAAGGGCGACGGCUCUGGAAUUCGUUUAACCGCCACGGGAGAUGACAAGGCGGAUCGUUCCCACCAAAGGAACAUGGGCAAUUCUUCUCAAAAUCCCAACACGAGACAAAAGCCAAAGUCUAGCGUUUCCCAAUCUGUCAAUGCAUAUGAAGAAGUGGAGAAUGAUAUUUCGACCUAUCUGAGCCGUCGUCGGACCCAUACUAAACAACCUAUGCUUGUCGAUUCUUCCGAUGACCAGUUUACUGAAAGUGCUGCGCAACAACGACGAGAAAUGCUCAGACAUUCAGAUCUGCAGGGGUCUAAGACGAAUGGCAGACAUAAAGGGAUCAAUCGUCCAAGCAUGGACAGGGUUGAGAUCCCAGAAAAGAACUCUCACCGGAACCCAACUCGUCAUCAAGACAAGGACAGGGAAAGUCCGGACGCAAUACAAGGCGAUACCACGACUCACCCCGGUAAAUCGUCGACCGACAACACCAAAACAUCACAUCUUUCCAAGAGCGAUAAGCAGCCUCAGCCCAUUACCCGAAAGCGUUCUUCAUCUGAUAUUGAACCAACGGAAUUUUCCUCGCCGUCACAGGGCAACAAGAAGGCCAAGUGUUCCGGUCAAGAGUUCAUCAAGAAACCCAUGAAAGCAUCGUAUUGCCGAUUGGGAGAAUGGACCAGGCAAUGCAGCGACGGAGAUUUUGUCCCAAUAUUUGUCGCACAGAAUGCGUUUGAAAUCCGUGCAAAAUCUCUUGGCCGCAAUCCAUCGCUCAAGAUUUCAUUUAAUAAAAUCAAAACCCUGUUCCACAGCCCUGGAAUAACGCAGAAGAAAGUGAGGAUGGUGGUAUCCGGCCCCGACGAUGGCAGUGAACAAAUAUUCAAUCUUGAGUUUCCCAACAAAGAAGCGGGUCAAAACAUGACUUUGAUCCUACGUGCACUGGGGCCACACAACGUCCCCUUCGAAACUAUGGACACUUCUGGAAACACUGCUGCGAAACCGAGGGAACGUGUCAAGGACCGACUCAGAUUGGGAGACGGGGAACUUUCCAAUGCCAAAGGCCCCAGGAAUGAGCGAGUGGGAGCUCCCGAAAAAACCCCCAGCAAGACUCAAAGCGCGUCCCCGGAUCAGACUAGAGGAAACCAUCGACCACCUAGAAAUCACGCCGCAACUGGAGUUGAGAUAUCCGUGGAGCCAUUGGAAUCCCUCGGCAGGGGGCCUCGGUCUCGGACACUUCGUGAAGUGCCCAGAGCAUAUCAUCGCGCAAUGAAUGGGUGUGAACUUUUCAAAAAAGAUCAAACUUCUGCUCUUCUUGAAAACGACGGUUUCCGGGACAAUUGGAAAGAACCUUUGGUUUACCCGCCAAAUGGCAAAAAGAAAGCCGAAGUCAAUCUUGAAGAUCGUGACCGGCUACGCGAGGACACAUAUCUCAACGACAACCUCAUUGCCUUUUACAUGCGUUUCCUUCAAGAUAACCUCGAGCGGACAAACCCCGAUGCAGCAAAACGGGUUUAUUUCUUCAACUCAUAUUUCUUUGCCACCCUCCGGCCCCAGGGCACUUCCGUGCUCAAUUACAAAGGAGUGGAAAAGUGGACUCGAAGCGUGGACCUCUUCGCCUAUGAUUACAUUCUAGUUCCCAUCAACGAAAAUCAGCAUUGGUAUGUUGCUAUUAUCUGUAACCUGCCUUGUUUGUCACUGGAAAGCACGGAGUCUGCAGAGCCUGCAGAGCCUGCUCAGACACCGUCCCCAACCGAGGAAGCAGAGACACCACACCCAGCGGAUGUGCACAGAAUCGACGAAACCCCGGAGCCCGAGUCAGAACGAAAGGCAGAGAGCUCUACUAAACUUGCUCAGAGCAAUCAUGCCGAGAGAUCUCUUGAGCUAUCAAAGGAGAACAAAUCCCAGAGACGCCCCUCUUCAUCCUCCACGGAAGAUCAAGCGCCUGCAGCCAAAGAUCCAAAAAUCUCGGAACGAGAUGCCCAAUCUUUCUCCUCCUGCGCAGACUCGGAUGCCGAUGACAAGUUAACUUCCGCUCCAAACUUGUCUAAGGUAGCAGCUCAACAGCUUGCUCAAGACGAGACUGCAGCUUCUCAGCCAACGAAACCUGACGGGAAGAAGAAAAGGUCUGGACCCAAGCUCAGUCCCAACCAACCAACCAUCAUCACCUUCGAUUCCCUCGAUGUCUCCCGUUCGCCGACUAUCAAAGUCCUUCGCGAAUACAUCUCGGCAGAGGCGCAAAGCAAGCGCGGAUUACAAAUCAACUCCAACGAUAUCAAGGGAAUGCGAUGCCGGGAGAUUCCCCUGCAACCGAACUUUUCCGACUGCGGUCUUUACCUAUUGACAUAUCUGGAAAAGUUCACACAAAGUCCCGAUUGGUUCAUUGCCAAGGUCCUCCAGCGAGGCAUGGAUUCCAACAAUGAUUGGCCUCCUCUGGGAUCUGGUCUUCUUCGGUACCGCUUGCGCACUUUCCUUGACGAUCUCUAUAAGGAGCAAAAUCUCACGAGUCGGAAAUCUAAUCAACCGACCAUGGCCGAUCGAUCACCAAUCACCUUUUUACUUGGCCCGUCUCUGUCGCGACAGAAGAACGUCACGACGGAUGAAACGGGACCACAGUCCUGCCAAGAGCACCAGCGGGAGCCCGAUGCGCCAUCUACCCCAGGCAAGAAAUCUACACCCAUGGAACGUGUGGCACAGAAAACCACCGAAGAUCGCGACCCGGACACAGUUGACGAUCAGGCGCACACGGUGUCCAUGGGAACUCCUCGAGCUUCCAAAUCAAAGAAUACCGAAUCACAGAAUACCGGAUCAAAGCAUACCGGAUCAAAGAACACCGCAGCUGGCAGGCCUCGAAACGGCCAUACUCCCACGAAGAAGCAGCCAAUAGUCCAAGUCCCCAGCAGCCAAGAGAAACCCGAUCUCCUCCAAAGACACUUGCCAGCAGAAGCUCGGCGAAAGCAACGGCAGCGGGAUUAUUGA
Penicillium olsonii is the source of this 3324-nucleotide messenger RNA. The record is from the annotation of a GenBank genome assembly. Lineage: Eukaryota; Fungi; Ascomycota; Eurotiomycetes; Eurotiales; Aspergillaceae.